Messenger RNA from Hyaloscypha bicolor E, 609 nucleotides. Its product is annotated as Nitroreductase. The transcript has 2 exons. Gene Ontology annotation, biological process: cellular response to oxidative stress. Lineage: Eukaryota; Fungi; Ascomycota; Leotiomycetes; Helotiales; Hyaloscyphaceae. The coding region runs from base 1 to 609 and encodes 202 amino acids. The record is from RefSeq and is a predicted model, not a curated record.
AUGCCGUCCUCGACCACCUUCCUCGAAGCCAUCAAGGCGCGCCGCACCAACUACGCCAUCACCAACACCUCUCCGAUCCCCGAUUCCAAGAUCCAGGAGAUCAUCAACGAGACAGUCCUCCACGUCCCGUCCGCGUUCAACUCCCAAAGCACACGCGUCGUGCUCCUGCUGAAAGGCGAGCACGAGAAAUUAUGGGACAUCACCACGGACGUGCUACGGGCAAUUGUGCCCGCGGAACAGUUCCCGGCGACAGAGCAAAGAAUGCGCUCCUUCAAAGCGGGCUACGGAACCGUCCUCUUCUACACCGACCGCGCCGUCGUCCGCGGCAUGCAGGACAAGUUCGCCAUCUACGCCGACCGCUUCCCCACCUGGGGCGCCGAGUCGACGGCCAUGCACCAGUUCGCCGUGUGGACGGCGCUCGAGCUCGAGGGCUUCGGCGCGAGCCUGCAGCACUACAACCCGCUGAUCGACGAGAAGGUCGCGAGCACCUGGGGCAUCGAUCGGGACUGGGAGCUGACGAGCACGCUCGUAUUUGGCGCGCCGACGGGCGAGGCGGGCCCGAAGAACUUCGAGAGCUUGGAGAAGAGGGUUAAGGUUUUCGGGGCGUGA